Hydra vulgaris (swiftwater hydra) is the source of this 1283-nucleotide messenger RNA. RefSeq names its product F-actin-capping protein subunit beta. Lineage: Eukaryota; Metazoa; Cnidaria; Hydrozoa; Anthoathecata; Hydridae. Gene Ontology annotation, cellular component: cytoplasm; F-actin capping protein complex. Gene Ontology annotation, biological process: negative regulation of filopodium assembly; regulation of lamellipodium assembly; actin cytoskeleton organization. The record is from RefSeq and is a predicted model, not a curated record. Gene Ontology annotation, molecular function: actin filament binding.
GAGGUUGGGGUCAAUCAAUAGGGCGAACGCUAUCUCCGAUUUAACUUAUGAUUAUAUCAAAACAUACGUUGUUCUUUUAAUGUUUAUCAUAAAUAAUGGCGACUUGACUGUCACUCAUUGCAAAUCAAUUGAUAAAUAUUAAAAACAUAAUCCUUUAUCCUGGAAUCUACAUAGGAUUUAACACUAAAAAUGACAGAGAAACAGUUGGAUUGUGCAUUAGAUUUAAUGCGUAGACUGCCUCCGCAGCAGAUUGAACGCAAUUUAAGUGAUUUAAUUGAUUUGGUUCCUGAAUUAUGUGAAGACCUUCUUUCAUCCAUCGAUCAACCUUUAAAGAUUGCCAGAGACAAAGAAACAGGAAAAGAUUACUUACUUUGUGAUUAUAAUCGUGAUGGUGAUUCUUAUCGUUCUCCCUGGAGCAAUACUUAUGAUCCUCCACUUGAUGAUGGUGCCAUGCCAUCAAAUAAACUUAGGCAACUUGAAAUAGAAGCAAACAAUGCAUUUGAUCAAUACAGAGACAUGUAUUUUGAAGGCGGAGUUUCUUCUGUAUAUUUAUGGGAUUUAGAUCGUGGUUUUGCUGGCGUUAUUCUUAUUAAAAAAGCUGGAGAUGGCUCAAAUAAAAUUCGUGGUUGUUGGGAUUCUAUUCAUGUUGUUGAAGUUCAAGAGAAGAGUGGUGGAAGGAAUGCUCACUAUAAACUUACCUCUACUGCAAUGUUAUGGCUUCAGACUCAGAAAGAUUCUUCUGGAAUGAUGAACCUUGGUGGAAGUUUAACUCGUCAGGCAGAGAUAGAAAGUAGUGUUAGUGAUAUAAAUCCUCAUAUAGUCAACAUUGGAAAGAUGAUAGAGGAUAUGGAAAAUAAAAUUAGAAAUACAUUGAACGAAAUUUACUUUGGUAAAACAAAAGAUAUCGUAAAUGGUUUAAGAAGCGUUAAUAGUUUGGACGAAGCUAAAAAGCAAAAUAACCUUCAAGCUGAACUGUUUAAAAAUUUAAAGCAACGACAGAAUGCUCCAAAAUAAAUUAGAAUAUAGUAUUUUCAAGCACUGCUCAGCGGAAAAAUAAUUUUUUUUAUAUUAAACAUAUAACUUGACCGAUAAAAAUUUUUUAAACUAUCUAUUUUUUCGACAUUUUUUAUUUGAUUUUUGUAUUUUCAGCGCGCCAGUGCUUUUAAAACAUUUUCGUGUUGACGGAGCACUUUUCGUUUGUCGAUAAUUAGGUUUUCGUUUCAUCGUGUUUAUUUUUCUUGUACAGUUUUAAAUAGUUAAUUAAAGCACAUUAAUAUUCUUAA